UAAAGCAUAACUAUUAAUACUGUAACAUUCACACAGGAUGACGAAUGCGUCAUACGACGCAAUGUGGUGCGAGGCACACGUGUCCCUCGAGGAAGUUACGCAGCUCGACUCCUUGGCCCAAUCGUCGUCGUCGGUACGGGAACGCGACGAGGCGCGAUCACAGGUCGUCUACCUUUACGUCCGCUACAUCGAUCUUAGCAACAGGUUGGAGCAGUGCUACGACCAGAUCGUCCAACCACAGAAGCGUUCACUGUUGCGUCGUCUCCUGGAAUCCACCUACGGCCGCGUCCUCGAGCUCAAGCACGAGCUCGUAGAGCUGGAGCUCGAUGAGUACAAUUACUUUGACGAUGCCUUGCUCAAGGAGAAUAUGACACCCGAUGAAUUAGAGCUCAGAGUCCCGCGAUAUUUUCGCCGAGAGAGAGAAAGCGAGAUCGCGAACAGGAGGAAGUUCAUCGAGGAAACGUUACGCAAUAUGGGAGGAUUCGAAGAUAAAUCUGAGAAAAAGAAAAUGACGGAGCUUGAAGCUAUCCGACUAAUACAGUCGUACGAGCGAGCGAGGCAAGGACGCAUAAGAUUUCAAUUCAUGAAAGAGAUUCUGGAGAUGAAAGAAAAAUCAACGAUUAGAUCAGAACUCAAAAAGCCGGAUGUGGUGACCGCGACUGCGGCUGCUUUAAAAAUACAGAAGAUUUGGCGUGGCUAUUCGACGAGGCGUAAAGUUAGUCAGCGUAAACUCGAUGAGAUGCUUCUAAUAGGUAUGCUGCAACCUUAUCAAAUAAGUUUUACAAGUACCAAACAAUUGGAACAAAUUGAAAAGAAAAGAUAUGAAAAACAAAAAGAAUUUCAAGAUAUGUUGGAUGCAUAUAUAGUUGAAGUGAAAGAUAGAAUAAAAACGGAGAGAGGUGCAAUUAUAGAAGAGACUAUAAGAAAUGAGAUCAGAAAUUGGAUUAACACGUGUUAUCAGCAAACUGGAAAGAUUCCAGAGUUGCCAUCAGCGGAAAAUGGAGGAUCACGAAUAAUUUUCAGUCGACAGGAUACCGAGAGUUCAAUGAGCAAAUCGACAGGUGUAUCCUCGUCCAAAGAAUCAAAGCGCUCAAAAAAAUCAUCAAAGACGAAGAAAGAAAGUGAGACGGAACAGCAAUCCGAAUCGGACAUAACUGGCUUUAAAUUUAUGCCAUCGAAUUUCUUAAAUGAGCUUAUCCAAGCCAACCAAGAAUAUCAGGAAAUAUGGAAAGACAAGGAUGAGUCAUCGAAUCUUGACCAACGACCAUAUUUUGAUAUGGUUGAGGCCGAAAAAACACAAGAAGUUGAGAACGAAAUUAGAAUCAACGUCGAUCAAGCCUUGAGAAUUGACAUAGAAGCUUUGCAGUCGGCCCUUGAUAGGGACAAGGGCUGUAAAGGGAAACGGGCUAAGAAAGCACAAAAACGAGUACGCCGCAGUGGGAAGAAGAAUAAGAAAAAGAAGGAUAAAGACUUGACUCCGGAUAGAUCAACGGGAUCUCUUUUCGAGGAGUUAUUACACCAAGGAAUAAUAAAACUUUGCCCAGAAGUGUACAUCGAUAAUUUCAAGGGAGAAAAGUCUUAUUCGAAUUUCCAUCUCAGACAAAAGGGUAAAAGUACCCUACCAGCCAUAGGCGAUAUACGGCAAAUCAUCAAGGAAUACUGCAUCCUGCCAAUGGGAAGUGAAACAUUGCGAGAAUUAACGCCCCUCGUAAGGUCAGUUCUUAUUGCCGGGCCACGUGGUAGUGGCAAAAAAAUGUUGGUUCACGCUAUUUGCACGGAGCUGGGAGCGACACUUUUCGAUAUCACUCCAUCCAACAUCGUCGGCAAGUACCCCGGAAAGACCGGCCUCAUCAUGUUACUCCAUUUAAUUUCCAAAGUUUCUAAACUUCUACAACCAUCUGUAAUAUUUAUGGAGGGAGCCGAAAGACCAUUUGUUAAAAAAGUUCCAAAAGCUGACAAGACCGAUCCAAAACGACUAAAAAAAGACUUACCAAAAUUAGUAAAAAAUAUAACUAACGAAGAUAGAGUUAUUUUAAUCGGAACAUCGAGUAGUCCUUGGAACGGAGAUCAAAAACUUCUUUAUCAAACAUACGAUAAAGUUAUUUUUAUUCCCCGGCCGGAUUAUGGCUCGAUGUCACUAAUUUGGAAGGACUUACUUUAUAAGUAUUCAGGCAUUAACAGGCAAUUUAAUACAUCUGGAAUGGCAAAACUUUGUGAUGGCUUUACAAUUGGCACAGUACUCUCAACUAUUGACAGUGUAAUGACGACCAAGCGUAUGGUUCAAUUGAGAGUACAGCCAUUAACGCACAUUGAACUUAUCAACGCAUUAAGCUUGAAAAAUCCAAUUUAUCGCGAAGAGGAAGAUGCAUUUUUGAAUUGGUAUUACAAAACUCCUACUUGUAAAAGAAAGCAGAAAGCGAUUGAACUGGAAUUAGCAAAAUUGGAAGAAGAAAACGAGAAGAAGAAGAAAGGAAAAAAAUAA
This is a messenger RNA of Ceratosolen solmsi marchali, 2482 nucleotides long. Its product is annotated as IQ and AAA domain-containing protein 1. Gene Ontology annotation, molecular function: protein binding; ATP binding; ATP hydrolysis activity. The record is from RefSeq and is a predicted model, not a curated record. NCBI's taxonomy places the organism in Eukaryota, Metazoa, Arthropoda, Insecta, Hymenoptera, Agaonidae. The coding region runs from base 38 to 2482 and encodes 814 amino acids. The transcript has 11 exons.